Messenger RNA from Grammomys surdaster, 426 nucleotides. RefSeq names its product cystatin-S-like. NCBI's taxonomy places the organism in Eukaryota, Metazoa, Chordata, Mammalia, Rodentia, Muridae. The record is from RefSeq and is a predicted model, not a curated record. The coding region runs from base 1 to 426 and encodes 141 amino acids. Gene Ontology annotation, molecular function: cysteine-type endopeptidase inhibitor activity. The transcript has 3 exons.
AUGGUCUACCUACUCCAUGCUCAACUAUUUUUGCUGACCACCGUCAUAUUUGUUCUGAACCUGAGCCAUUACGCUAUGCUAGGUCACAUUCCAGGUGGCAUAGAGAAAUCUAAUAUGGAGGAGUAUGGGGCCCCAGAUGCACUGGACUUUGCUGUCAGCCAGUACAAUGAUAGAAACAAUGACCUGUACCUGAGCCGUGUAAUGGAAGUGAAGAGUGUCCAAAGUCAGGUGGUGGCUGGUAAGAAAUUUUUAUUUGAUGUGAUCCUAGGCAAAACUACAUGUUUGAAGACCCAGGAUGACUUGACCAACUCUCCCUUAAAUGAAGAGUCUAAUCAGCAGGAGAAUAAAUUCUGCUCUUUUGAGGUCUAUUAUAUCCCCUGGGAGAGUUAUAAGGCUCUGAUGAGCUCCAGCUGUCACAGUAUAUAA